Messenger RNA from Meira miltonrushii, 3491 nucleotides. RefSeq lists its product as uncharacterized. The record is from RefSeq and is a predicted model, not a curated record. Bases 421 to 3450 code for a protein of 1009 amino acids. NCBI's taxonomy places the organism in Eukaryota, Fungi, Basidiomycota, Exobasidiomycetes, Exobasidiales, Brachybasidiaceae. Gene Ontology annotation, biological process: DNA-templated transcription; regulation of DNA-templated transcription. Gene Ontology annotation, molecular function: zinc ion binding; site-specific DNA-methyltransferase (cytosine-N4-specific) activity; DNA binding. The transcript has a single exon.
GUUUUGACAAUCUUGACAAAAAGAACUCUUCUUCCUCCUUACAUCUUCACACAAUCGGACAUCAUAAACAAAUUCAAAGAAGCUAUUGUGGUUUCAGUAAGGUUGUGGAUUGAGGUGGAUUUGAAAGAAAAAGUACGCAGUUCGGAUUGUGUGUUAAUUCGAUUCGGAGGAACGAUCACAAGCAUAUUUGAAGUGACAUUGAAGCAACUUUUCAAACGUGCGCGAAAAUGAAUUGUAUACAUCAUCAGUGAGAUUUCAAUGUCCGAGCACGUUCAACAGAGAAGCACAAUCUGGGAAGGCUAUCCAAACAAAAACGCAAUUGGCAGUGUUACUCCGUUCUUUUCUCCACAGAAUAUUCCUUCCAUCCGCUCGGAGCUUGGCACAAGUGAUCGAUCUUAGCAAAAAAAAAACCUGAUCAAGAUGGCAAAUCAACAAUCAAAUGCAUAUCCAAGCACAAAUGGAAGAGGAUAUUAUCGUUCAAAUGAUGAAAAUACACAAUUUGAUUCUUAUCGAUUUGAUCAACAACAACAAAAGCAAAGGACAUCUUCCACCAAUUCCUCCGCAUCCACUUCUCAACUUCCAUCAUCUUAUUCAAAUGGAAUCAUGCAAGCUUCAUCUUCAAGCGCUACCGUACCACCUUCACCUCCUCAACUUGAUGAUCAAAAGAAACGAAGAAGAAUUCAACAGGCUUGCAAAGCUUGUAGCUUUCGUAGGGUAAAGUGUAAUGGUGAAAACCCUUGUGAGACGUGCAAAAAGAAUGAAGAAGAAUGUUCUUAUGGACAGGCAAAAAAGCGUGGUCCAGCAAAAGGAACGACAAGAGGUUCAAUAAAGAAACAUGGCAUGCAAAGAGAUAAUUUUGAACCUUCUCGUAAUGAAACAGCAUAUAGUCCACAAUCUGAUCCGUCUAGACAUCAACCGCAAUAUCAACAACAUUUCCGUGCUACUUCAUAUGGCGGAGGAAGUAGUUCAAGUUUCACUUCUCCGCCUUAUUUGCCUUCUCCUCAACGAUCACGCGAAUAUGGAGAGCCAUCACGAUCAUCGUUCUCAUUCAAUGCACCAAGAGAUACUUAUGGGAAAGAGGGCUCGAGUACUUCGAAUGAGUAUCGGGCGCCACCUCUUGAGCCGUACACGCGAUCACAUUCAUACAGAGAUGGAAUGCCUGGCCCAUCUACGGAUCAUUAUCCACGCUCAGACCCCAUCAGAGCACCAUUUCAACAAUCUUCUUAUCAUGAUCCAUCACUUCAACGUGAAAGCAAGCCGUUGCAAAGUGUCGAACAUCCAAAUGCAACAUUAGCAGAACGUCUUCAUAAGAGCAUUGACAUUGAAGGACAAGAGCUUGCUGAUCUUGUACUGGCACAGCUAUACAGAGAGAGGCAAGAUGCCAAACGCAAAGAGUCUCAAGGUUCGAAGUCGACUGGAAAGCGAAUUGAAAAAGGUACUGAUGACCAUCAAGCUGAAGCUAGCAGAGGCAAAAUUUCAGUCUCAGAGCAAAUGGAAUUACCUACAAUCCCUGAUGCAAUCAUCCCGAAACUUUUCAACGUCUUCUGGUCAGUGAUUAUGUUGCAUUGGCCCGUCUUUUUACGACAUGAUUAUCCAACUGUGGACGAUCUUCGAUUGAUGUGCGAAAAUGAUCAUCCCUUUUUGUUCAAUUCAAUCUGUUCACUCGCUGCUCUGGUAUGGGCAAGUGCAAAUGAAGGAGGUUCUUUGGAUUCGGGAUCUGAAACAACGUUGUCAGCCCGUCAAAUCAGUACAAUCUUUGCUGUUCGAGCACACUAUCAUCAUAUCAGUGCAAUCUUGAAUCCAACGAUUGAAUCAACGGCGGCUAUGUCAUUCCUAUCAUUACGUGAAACAGGUGCUGGAAGACCAAGUCAAGCAGCACAUUAUUGUUGGACGGCAUGUAGGAUGGUGAUGGAUUUAGGCUUACAUCGUCAAACAGAGAUGGCGCAGAUCAUGGGCUCUUCAUUCACAAAGAUGGAAGAUGAAUAUAGAAGACGAAUUUAUUGGUCUAUCUAUGUGAUUGAUAAGAUGAUGGCCGUUCAAUUGGGUCGACCUCCAGUGUUACGUGAUGCCGAAUCAGAUUGUCCAUUACCAUCUUUUGAAGGAGAGGAGAACGUUUGGACUCUACCGCAAAAGUCAUUUUCGGAAAAGACGAAUGGAAAACCUCUCAAUAUGGCAACAUACUUUACGCAUGGCUGUCGAUUGGCAAGACUGUCUGAAUACAUUAUAACACAAUACAACGUUAUCAAAGGGAAACAAACUGUUGCCUUUGGAAGUGUGCCUGGAAAGGAUCAACCAGAUUGGCAAAGUACGGUUGCUUAUUUGCAUCAACAAUUGGAAGAAUGGGAUCAACAAACGCCGAUGAAUUUACGAUGGUAUGCCAAUAAAGGGGAGGCAUUCUUCCCAUACAUCAUCCAUCAACAAAUGUGGGCACAAGCUUGUCGUAUUUUGUUGCAUAGACCUUAUAUUCUCAAACCGACUGACAAGCAUUCUGGUAUCAACAGUCAUGCAGAAUGUAGCAAAGCAACUGAUGCGAUCUGGCAAAUGUUUUGUGAUUAUGAACGUUUGUUUUCCUUGGGAAAGGUUCCAAGUAGUACGGUCUAUUGUUUAUUCAGUGCUGCAACUAUUGCUUUGGCCAAUACUACUUCGAUCGAUAGCACCUUGUGUAAAACAGCAAAAAGACAGCUGUGUGACAUCGUUGGCUGGUUUAUCAAGAUGACCGAGACAUGGAGUUCCGCAACUCAACAUCUUGCAAUCCUGGAGAAGUUGUCUUCGACAAUCAAUGUGGAUCUUUCUGAGACUGGAUUACAAGAACCUGGAUUACGUGCUGCUUUACAGAACAAGCUUGAAAUAGGCACAAUGGGAAUGUACGGUACUGAACGUGUACGCAAUACACUUCGAUCCAAACUCCACCCGAAUUCGGUCUCUGAUGGCAAGAGUGGUGUUUCGCUUCUGGACGGUAUUCCUUCUUUGGGUCGAUUAAGACAACCGACGCCAGCAAGCCAUAUGAAUAGCCCAAGUGCAAAUACAAGCUCGUUCAAUACUGGUAAUCUGGCUGUCAAUAAUCAGUCACAAGCGGAAAGUAGUACGGCAGAAGAACAAUUGCAAUCUCAAUCACUUGAUGCAUUCUGGCCAGAUAUGCCUUUGGGUGAAGAUUUCCAACGCUGGUUAUCGUUCACGCAUACAUACUUCACCGUUUUAGGCAAUUCAUCAAAUGAGAAUCUCCCAAUCGAGCAGAUUUCAAACGCUCCAAUCACAAUGGCAUCAUCAGAGGCAUACCUACCCUUUGAUUCUCACAAUCAGCAGCAGCAUGGCAUGCCGUCUACACAAUAUGCUCCUCACGGCCCUGGUCCACAUCAUCAACCCUAUCAAUCUUCCAAUCCAAACUAUCCUCCUUCGCAUACACAGUCUACUGAAGGCUUUUAUCCCAAUUUACCCUUUCCGCAUUCUUGAUAGCAAUUUGUAUAUACGCAUUCCACUGUAUAAUAAACGCU